Molecule: messenger RNA, 4567 nt
Organism: Nasonia vitripennis (jewel wasp)
Lineage: Eukaryota; Metazoa; Arthropoda; Insecta; Hymenoptera; Pteromalidae
Product: 3'-5' RNA helicase YTHDC2
Exons: 8
Coding region: 343-3807 (1154 amino acids)
Cellular component (GO): intracellular anatomical structure
Molecular function (GO): RNA binding; ATP binding; protein binding
Source: RefSeq, a predicted model, not a curated record
CUUGAAAAGGCAUCAGCUGACAUCAAGGAGGUUUAGAAUUUGGACGCACCUUGAACGUCAGUGUGAUUGGUCGGAGCUCGCGCCCCGUUGGCCGUUGGGCGCGCUUUGAGAAUUCGGGGAACGGAAUAUUCCGCGAAGGCACAGUGUUGUGCUUUGUAAUUUCGCCCUAAAGAACAGCAGCAAGUGGAAGUGAUACAGAACAUCAGAAGUACGCAACUUUUGCUUACGGCGCCGGCCGAAGAACUUAAUCAGUGGCAGAAUUUUCAAUUUAAAUAUUAGGUACUAAUUUAUGAGUAAGUGACUUAUUGGAGACCUUAGGGUUUGGGAACAAAAAGUGCAAACAUGCCUCGCCGAAAAAACCAACGGCAUCGGGACAUUGGAGAAGAUACUAGAAUAGCUGUUAAUUUGACGAUAAAAAAAUUAAUGGAAACUGCUGACCAAAAAGAAUUAGAGUUUCCUUCUUCCUAUACAGCUGAAGAAAGAGCUUAUAUUCAUGAUUUGGCACGUCAAUUGGGCCUUAAAUCAAAGAGCAGAGGUCGUGGUGCCAAUCGAUUUCUCACUGUUUUCAAGAGAGAAGGUUCUACGAUAGUUCAAGCUGAUGCUGUUAUUAAAUUGCAAAAAACAUCUAGACAGGUUAUUUAUAACUUAAUUAAAAAAUGUCCCCUUGAAAGCAAGGAGCGCAGAGAUCUAUUACCACCAACAGAAAGGGAACGGACUGUGGAAAGUGAAGUUAAUACUAACACAAAGGCAAUGGGCCGAUUGAAUAAUAGUAUACCGCAAGUACCUCAACUAAAAACUAAUUAUGAUGUACUGAAUUUCCGCAACUCAUUAACAGUUGUGACUAAAAGAGAAGAAAUUCUGCACACCCUGAGUACAAACCAAGUUGUUAUUAUAGCUGGAGAGACUGGUUGCGGUAAAACUACACAAAUUCCUCAGUUUAUUCUAGAAAAUUGCCAACAAAAAAAUCAAACUUGCAGAAUCAUUUGUACACAGCCACGAAGACUGUCUGCUGUAUCAGUGGCUGAAAGGGUUGCUUUUGAGCGAGACGAAAAAAUUGGUCAGACAUUUGGUUAUCAAAUAAGACUAGAAAGUAGAGUUGCUCCAAAAACUUUGUUAACAUAUUGUACUAAUGGUGUUCUUUUGAGAACAUUAAUGGGGGAUGACUCAGCACUAGCAAUGAUAACUCACAUAAUUGUUGAUGAAGUUCAUGAACGUGAUAGAUUUUGUGACUUUCUUCUUAUUGCGUUGAAAGAUGCUCUUGUCAAGUACAGAUCUUUGAAAGUGAUUCUCAUGAGUGCAACCAUUGAUACAACAAUAUUCACUAAAUAUUUUAAUAACUGUCCAGUAGUGAGUGUGCCUGGAAAAUUAUUUGAUGUAGAUGUAUAUUAUUUAGAAGAUGUUUUGAAAAUUAUUAACUACACGACAAAGGAGAUGUUGUCAAAAAAGAAAGAGCUUGUAAAUAGCAAAGAGCAACAAAAAGUUUUGGAGUCUUGGACUCAGUACAAUCCACCGUCAUCUGGACCUGCAAAAAACAAAGAGAGGAAUACUAUACCUAUUCCAAUUCAGAAACAGCAUAACGAACCUGUUUCAGAAAAGGUUGAACUAGAGCCAUGGCUGAUAGAAGAAAUGGACAAAUCUAUUGCUGAUGCAUGGCUGUCUGGAGGAGAAGACAAGUUCACUCAAAUUUUACAUUUGAUACAUUCAGAAAAUGUUUCUGUAGAUUAUCAGCAUUCAAAAACUUUUGUUACUUCACUAAUGGUUGCUGCAGGUCGUGGAUUACUAAAUACAGUUGAACAACUUCUAAAUCUUGGUGCAAAUUUGAACCUGAAAUCUUGCAAUGAUUGGACUGCUUUGGAUUGGGCAAAAAAUAUGAAACAAGCUGAAUGUGCAGAACUAAUAGAAGCUUACAUUAAGACUUACGAUUGUCCUACAUCAGAGGUUGAAUUAUCAAGAGCCAAGAAUGCUCCUAUUUCAGAAGAAGAUAAAAUGCUGCUUGAUGUCUAUCAUCAUACAUUCAAUGACGAAAAUGUCGAUUACAAUUUGCUUCUGACAUUAAUUCUGCACAUACACUUGCAAAUGCCUAUGGGAUCUAUUUUGGUGUUUUUGCCAGGAUAUGACGAUAUUGUUACUAUGAGAGAAAAAAUCAAUGGAGAAAAUAGAAUGAAUCAGGGUAAUCGCUAUAAUUUGUAUAUUCUUCAUUCCAACAUGCAAACAAGCGAUCAGAAAAGGGUAUUCAGACCCAGCCCGCAAGGCACACGAAAGAUAAUUCUGUCUACAAAUAUUGCUGAAACUAGUAUAACAAUUGAUGACGUUGUGUAUGUCAUUGAUUCAGGUAAAGUAAAGGAAAAGUCAUUUGAUGCCAUAUCUGGUGUAUGUAUGCUGCGAUCAAAUUGGAUAUCUCAAGCUUGUGCUAAACAACGUAAAGGUAGAGCUGGUAGAUGUCAAAAAGGCAUAUGCUAUCGGCUUUAUUCUUCAGUUCGAUAUAACAGUAUGCAGUUAUAUCAAACACCAGAAAUGUUGAGAUUGCCUUUGCAGCAGCUCUGUCUCUAUACAAAGCAUUUAGCUCCAGGAAAUACACCUAUAGCUGAAUUCUUAGAAAAAGCUAUAGAGCCUCCAUCCAAUGUGAUAACAAGAAAUGCAGUUCAAUUGCUUAAAACCAUUGACGCUCUUGAUCCUUGGGAAGAUCUCACUGAGUUAGGAAGUCAUUUGUUGGAUCUGCCUAUCGAACCUCGUUUAGGAAAAAUGCUGCUUUACGCAGUUGUUCUCAAGUGUCUCGAUCCUAUUUUAACAAUAGUCUGCAGUUUAGCAUAUAAGGAUCCAUUUGUUAUACCUUUUCAACCAUCGAAGAAACAAGCAGCAAUGCUAGCACGCAAAGAAUUUGCAUCUAAUACUUAUUCUGAUCAUAUGUCGGUACUCAGAGCUUUUCAAAUUUGGCAGAAUGCUAGAGCAAAUGGAUGGGAAAGAGCAUUCUGUGAAAAGAAUUUUAUAUCAGCCGCAGUUAUGGAAAUGGUUGUUGGAAUGAGGACUCAACUGCUCGGCCAAUUGCGAGCAUCUGGUUUUGUGAAGUCCAGAGGAUCUGGUGAUAUUAGAGAUUUGAAUUCUAAUUCUGAAAAUUGGGCUGUUGUUAAAGCAGCUUUAACAGCUGGAUUGUAUCCAAAUUUGAUUCGCGUUGAUCGAGAACAUGCUCAAUUAAGAACGCAGAAAGAGGUCAAAGUUUUUUUCCAUCCUUCAUCGACUUUAAGAGACUUCUCAAAAUCUUUGAGAACGACUUCAGCUCAAGUGCAUGCUGCUAAUGUAAAUUCUUUGCCUUGUGAUUGGAUGCUUUAUGAAGAAAUGAGUCGCUCUGGCCGAUUUUGUCAUGCUAGAACUGUAACCUUGGUUAAUCCAAUCACUGUAGCAAUAUUUAGUGGACCAGCUCGAUUGCCAAUGGAUGUAAUUUAUGAAGCCGAAUGUAUACCUGAAAGUGAAUCUGAUUCAGAAGUUGAUGAAAGUCAUGAAGGAACGACAAUAUUAAAACUCGAUGACUGGGUAGUAUUUAAAGUUGAUCCAGAAGCAGCUCAACUUGUUUUACAUUUAAGACAAAAGUGGAAUGCAUUAUUUUUACGUCGCAUGAAAAAUCCAAAUAAACUUAUGACCCAACAAGAUGAACAAGUUAUCAAAACUUUAGUAACUGUGAUUACUAAUGAAGAGCAAGCAUGUGGAUUACAGCAACCAUUGGGUAUAGGUCAAAGACCUAGACCAUUACUUGUGGACUAUUACCCAGCCAAUGCCAGACGUACAGAAGACUAUGAAGAAAAAAAUCUUUAACUACUGCUUAAAGACGAUCUCGGCAAAUAAACAGCUAUCAUGAUGAAAUAUGAAUGCUGCAAAAGAAUGCUUAAUUUUAUGAUACAAUGUGAUCUCUUGGACAUGCUUCUUAUUCUUUGUAUGUCUAAAAUUGACAAAUCUUCCCUCACUAAGUCUUACUGUGUGAAUACUCAUUAAUAUAGAAUAUUUAAAUAUUCAAUUAUCUAUGGUAACUAGGAACUUUUGAAAUUGAACGUUUGUUUGCGAUUUACAUCUGCAUGAUGCACUUGUCAAUGAUUAUUUUAUAUUGUUUACAUUUUAAGAGAUAAAAUUGUAAGUUUAGACUAAAAGUGUUUUUUUUUAUUUUAAAUUAGUCACAAAAUACUGAUAAAGUAUGAUUAAAAGUUAUUAUUCAAGGUUGUUUGUGAAUAUUUACAUUUGUAAAUUUAUAACAUAUAAUGUACAAUAAUUUUUCUUAAAGUUUCAAAAAGUUUAAAAGUUAUGUAUAGCAAGUUUUUGAAACUUAAAAAUUAUUUUUUCAUUAAAUUUUAAAUAUUAUCUAACUUAAAUAAUACUAGACUUAGAAAAAAGACUUGACUAGUCAAAUUUUUAUUUAUUUAUUGUAGUUAGCGAGUUCUAAUUAGCAAAUAAUUAUAGAAAAAUAACUAAUAAUUUUAAAUUUUAUUUAUAGUAAAUUUGUAAUGAUUCAAUUACUUUGACACUGUUGUAUAAAUUAUAUGUAUAAUGAAAAUUUAAUAAAUCGUUUUUUAACACUUCAUUA